UAUUUUAGUUCUACUUCAACGUUUGCUAGCUAGUUAGUAGUUACUAUAUACACCACCAGACCAGGCAUAACCCCUCUUCUUUUUCUUAUUUCAACCACCAAGCCGGCAAAUCAUAUUAAUAUAUACACUUAUUUUCCUAAAAAUACCAUCUAUAAAUAAAUAAACACGGAGAGAAUCUUCAUUUGCUUCAACACAAGGCAGGGAAAAACAAAACAGAAUAAUAAUAAUGAAGCAUAUGUUCUUUCUAUUUUUCAUAGUUCUCUAUGUGAUCUCACUACUCAACGUAGAAGCAGACGAUGAGUUUGUGAAAACAAGAGGAGUGCAGCUUAUGCUGAACGGAAGCCCUUAUUAUGCCAAUGGUUAUAAUGCAUAUUGGUUAAUGUAUUUUGCUUCUGAUCCAUCUCAAAGGAACAAAGUCUCAUCAACUUUUCAAGAGGCUUCAUAUCAUGGACUUAACAUAGCAAGAACAUGGGCUUUCAGUGAUGGUGGUUAUAAACCCCUUCAAUACUCUCCUGGAUCCUACAAUGAGGAAAUGUUCCAGGGGUUGGACUUUGUACUAGCUGAAGCCAGAAAAUAUGGGAUAAAGGUAAUUUUGAGUUUGGUGAACAACUAUGAGGAUUUUGGAGGGAAGAAACAAUAUGUGGAGUGGGCAAGGAGUCAAGGCCAAUCCAUAAACUCUGAAGAUGAUUUCUUCACUAAUCCUGUUGUGAAGGGAUACUAUAAAAAUCACAUUAAGACAGUGGUUACAAGACGCAACAGCCUGAGUGGAGUUGCUUACAAAGACGACCCUACAAUAAUGGCUUGGGAGCUUAUGAAUGAGAUUAGAUGCCCUUCAGAUCACUCAGGAAAUUCGGUUCAGGGUUGGAUUAGUGAGAUGGCAUCUUACUUGAAAUCCAUAGAUGGAAACCACUUGCUUGAAGCUGGUUUGGAGGGUUUCUAUGGACAGUCAAAGACAGAGUCUAAUCCUAACUUCCAAGUUGGAACCGAUUUCAUUGCAAACAACCAAAUCCCCACCAUCGAUUUUGCUACACUACACUCCUACCCGGAUCAAUGGCUAUCUAAUUCAGGCUAUGAGGACCAAAUAUCUUUCUUACGUGGCUGGCUCAAUGAGCAUAUCCAAGAUGCACAGAACAUCCUUCACAAGCCACUUCUAUUUGCAGAGUUUGGCAUUUCAUCUAAAAACUUGGGCAGCAGCAAUAACUCAACAAAGAGGGAUCAGUUUUUCAAUACUGUAUAUUCAGCAAUAUAUUCAUCAGCAAGUGGUGGUGGAACUGCUGUUGGUGGCUUAUUUUGGCAACUUCUUGCUGAAGGAAUGGAUUCUUUCCGAGACGAUUACGAGGUGAUACUAGCCGAGAGCCCCUCAACAGCUACCUUGAUUGCUCAAGAGUCUCAAAAGCUCAAGCGAAUUCGCAAGAUGUAUGCCAGACUCAAAAACAUUGACAAGUGGAACAAGACAUAGAUAUAUCAGUGAUAUUUAUAUUCAGAAACUGAUGAUAAAAUUUUAUUUGGAAAACUAGCAAGAUACAUGUGAUUUCACACGGGUUGCGUAGUCUACUACGCACGUUUGUGAACAUUUAUUUUCUUAAAUUAGAUAACUCGAGGUAUUUCAACUA
Molecule: messenger RNA, 1613 nt
Organism: Medicago truncatula (barrel medic)
Lineage: Eukaryota; Viridiplantae; Streptophyta; Magnoliopsida; Fabales; Fabaceae
Product: mannan endo-1,4-beta-mannosidase 7
Exons: 5
Coding region: 227-1459 (410 amino acids)
Biological process (GO): polysaccharide catabolic process
Molecular function (GO): mannan endo-1,4-beta-mannosidase activity
Source: RefSeq, a predicted model, not a curated record